AUGUGCAAGUUCUGCUGUCACGGCUGCCAGAAUCGAGGGAUCGUAGAUCUUGACUGUUCACACAUGCAGGCGUCAGGAUCGAGUAGGACCGAGCACGUUCUGGCACACUGGAACUGUUCAGAGCCACGAGCGAAUGGCCCGGUAGCGCGUAGACGACACUAUGUAGGCAAAGCCACCGUGGCCAGCAUAGCCUAUGUCCAACACUCCGUUACUCAGACCGCUGGUGGCUCCUUCGCGCUGCUCCGAGGAGGGGCAGCUACUACAUGCAAUGUACGGAACGGGAGCUGUAUAUCCUCUUCAUUUGGACGAGUUCUCGUCUUCAGUUCGAAAACUAGCAAGGGUGAUACGUUACCAGUCAUUGAGUGA
Messenger RNA from Plenodomus lingam JN3, 366 nucleotides. NCBI's taxonomy places the organism in Eukaryota, Fungi, Ascomycota, Dothideomycetes, Pleosporales, Leptosphaeriaceae. The record is from RefSeq and is a predicted model, not a curated record.